UUGAGGAGCACCACAGUCUGCCUGCGUUCUCAAAGUCCCUGAAAUUAAGCUGGUGUGAGGGGUAAGAUCUCUGUGUCGGUGGACGGGAACCUGACCAGAAAGCUGCUGGCUAUGGAAACCUCCAGGGUGAAGGUAUGGGCCGUGUUUCUCAGCUGUGUUUCUGUGUCUGUACUGUGUGCUCUUCAUGCACAGGCCCAGCAAGAUUUUUCAGGCUUCCUCUCAGGUGAACUUAUGUAUGAAGGAUCAUUAGUGGAGAGAUAUGAUGAAAAUUCUGGAUACACACACCAUGUUAAUUAUCCACAAGAGUCCAGACGCAGCGAUGAAGAUGAGCAUUCGGCAUCUGGCUUCGAUCCUCAUGCACCAGACGUCACCAUGAUCACAGAAGAGACUUACCCCUACGCCACAAACGUGGAGUCUUUUGAUUACGCCAAAGAGGAUAAAACCUUGAUGACAGAGGUUCCAUAUGGAGGUGAUGCUGAACUGGGACAGGAGGAGGGGCCCACCGCAUGCAACUGUGAACCAGGAGAGCCUGGAUUUGCUGGCUUUGCCGGCCCCAAGGGUUCCAAAGGUCUCCAAGGCAAGCAGGGGUUCCCUGGGAUCCAAGGAAGAGAGGGUUACAAAGGUACCAAAGGGGUGAGAGGAAGAGGAGGGGACACUGGCCCAGUGGGCGACUCUGGACCUGAUGGAGAGGACGGUGAAUCUGGUUUCUUUGGUGCAAUUGGCCUUCCUGGAUUACCAGGUGACCCAGGUGAAUCUGGACUAUCUGGAAUAAAGGGUGAAAUCGGAAUUGAAGGUCCACUUGGAGGAGUGGGGGAAAAGGGAAAGACUGGUGCAGUUGGUUCAAAUGGAAAACCCGGAAAGCCAGGAGGUAAAGGUGUUAAAGGUUCCAUUGGAAAAACAGGGAAACAGGGUCCUGAUGGCCGACAGGGGCAAAAGGGUCAGACAGGAGCGCCUGGGUUCUCAGGGGAUCGUGGAGAGCAGGGCUACUUGGGCUACUCGGGAAUUCCUGGAGACAGAGGUGUUCGUGGACAAAAGGGUGCCAAAGGUACCGGUGGCUUGCCAGGAAGCGAUGGGGAGCCCGGAGAGGAUGGUCCCUUGGGAGUUCCAGGAGUUGCUGGUGUGCCAGGGCCUUUUGGACCUAGGGGUUUGAAAGGUGAUCGUGGUGUUAAGGGACUUCCUGGAAGAUUAGGAUCUGUGGGUCCACAGGGGGACAGAGGAGAUGCAGGAAUUCCGGGGAAGUCCGGACCAAAGGGCUUGUCAGGGCCAACGGGUGCCAAAGGGGAAACGGGACCAGAUGGUGAGAAGGGAACACUAGGAAGAAAAGGAGUGAAGGGUACUAAAGGAGAAAAGGGAGAUGCUGGUUCUCGGGGUGAUAAAGGACAGCGUGGAGUGCUGGGUCGUUUGGGCCAAGAUGGCCCCGUUGGUCCAAUUGGGCCACCAGGAAUUCCAGGCCCCAGAGGAGAUAUAGGCCCUGGGGGAGAUGUGGGGGGGAAAGGACAAAGCGGCCCUAAAGGAGUGCUAGGUGAACCUGGUCCGGGACUAACGGAUGAACAGAUACUACAGUUGUGCCAAGGGGUGGUCAUUGCUCAGAUCUCCCAAUAUGCUGCAUCAAUACGGACCAAAUGUGCACAGGGCUGUCCGAUCAAUAACCGAACUCUCAUCGGGCCUCCGGGAAUCCCGGGAUUCCCUGGAGAUCGAGGCAAAGCUGGUAAAGCAGGAAAAGCAGGUGCCAAAGGAGAAAGAGGCCAUCCAGGCAUUAAAGGUUUAGAGGGUGAAAAAGGAGCUCAAGGUGACCGAGGCACUAAAGGGCAGAAAGGUAAAAUGGGUGACCCUGGCACAGGUCUUCCUGGACAUGAUGGUCAUCAAGGCCUCAGAGGUCUCCCAGGUCAUCCAGGAGAAGCAAAGGAUGGAGCCGAGGGGCCACGAGGACCUCGUGGGUUUCCUGGCCCUGUGGGUCAGACCGGCAUGGCUGGUAGUGCGGGGAUACCUGGUGUGUGCGAGGCCCGAGACUGCAGCAUUCAUGCGCCUGUAGUGCGCAAAGAGAUGGGGUUGGUCAAGGGCCCUCUCACCCAGAUCUGACAACACUGAGCCUUUUGAGAGGCCUGUUAUAGUGGAUAUCUCCAGCACAGUCCAUGAAAAUUGCAUAUCAGUGAAGUUGUUUUGAAGAUACUAUGUACAGACAGACUGAGACCUGAAAAACUCUACCAGUUUCUAUUUGACUAGAUUCAGGGUUUCUUUUAAAUACUCAAUUACAAAUACCACCAGAAUUUUCAUUGAUAACAAUGUUGUUUAUUAUAAAUACAGUAGACA
Paramisgurnus dabryanus is the source of this 2310-nucleotide messenger RNA. RefSeq lists its product as uncharacterized. NCBI's taxonomy places the organism in Eukaryota, Metazoa, Chordata, Actinopteri, Cypriniformes, Cobitidae. The record is from RefSeq and is a predicted model, not a curated record.